GAUUUGCAGCUAACUUCACUUCAAAAAGUUGCUCAACCACGUGUGGUGUUUAUAAGUGUGAAACUCGUGUUAUGAAUUAAAGAAAAUGGGUAAAUUUAGAUCAAAACUAAAAGGGAAAUCGAAAGGAAAGAGAUGGCAGAAGGGACAGUCGUCAAACUCCAACCCAAAAAUACAGAAAUACCGGGAUAUGGCGAAAUCCCGGUUUUUUCAGGAAAAUCUAGGAAGCACCGGUUUAACUCAGCAAGCUGUUUCAAAACACGAUGCCAUGAUGACUUAUGGUCAUGCAUCUUUGAAGAAGAAGUCUGAUGCAGAAAACGAGUUGCUUAUAGCUAAGGAGCUAGAGAACAUGUCUAUGAAGAGUGGAGAUGAAGGUUCAGAGACAGAAUAUUCAGAGUCAUUUAAAUCUGGCACUUAUAAGACAUUUCAGACAUUUGCCUCUGACUGGAGCCAAUGUUCUAAUGUUAGUUUUAGCAAAUUGCUGACAAGAUUUGACUCAAACAAUGGACUGCACAAGGAGAUGUUGGCAGUGUUAGCUGCAGUGACAGAAGUCAUCAAAGAACAAGGAGGCAAGGAAUCCACCACUGAGUACUUUGCAGCUCUGAUGGAGACCCUAAAAACAUCAGAAUUGGAAGAGAACGCUGUGGCAGCACUGACAUUAGUAUCUAUGGGUAUCAAGAAUGUACCUCCAGCAGUUUUGAGGAAGUAUUUCUCAAUGUCAGCAAAAAUAUUCGUGGACAUCUUGGAGAAGGAUGAAUUGGUUCAGAAUGGGACAAUGUUGCGGAGUGCUAUAGGAUGCCUCUCUGUGUUGCUGAGGGCGCAGGAGUAUGCUCUCUGGGGUGAUUCGUCCACCAUGAGGGUCUUCGAGUCUUUACUUGCGUUUGCAUUGCAUUCUAAACCUAAGGUACGUAAAGCUGCCCAGCAUGCGGUGACGUCAGUACUACGCGGCAGCUGUUUCAUGAUCCCGUCUGAUGACCAGAAAGUUAAGGUACCAAAACUCCACCCGGGAUCGAACCGCGUAGCCGAGUUCUGUUUGUCUCAGAUCAAGGCUGAAGCUCUGUUGGCCGGACAUCGAAUUGUGUUACAUACACUGACGAUGCUUAGAGACGUUCUACCUGUAUUUAGCAAGGAUUAUAUCAAGUCAAUAUGUGAGGCGAUACUAUCCCUAAUGACACACAACAACGUGUACAUAAAAACGUGUUGUCUACACACACUACACGCGUUGUUCUCAAGCAGUAAAGAUACCAGUAACAUGACAGCGUCGCUAGCUGUACAACUGACGAGGGCAUUAAUGGCCGCCCGGCCCCCAGCCAAUGAUACAGGACAAGUACUGGCUUGGGCCGCUGUGUUGCAACAAGGAUAUUGCUGUUUGGCUAAUCUGGAUCUGAACCUGUGUAUGCCGAACUUACCAGCGUUCGUGAACAUCUGUGUCUCUGAGCUGUGGCUCUCUGACGUCGCUGACAUCAACUCCGCGUCCACAAACGCUUUAAAGGCUAUUAUACUGGACUGUGUGAAGUUAGCCCUGGAUUCCGACGAGACAUUUAUCAAACACAAGUCGCAUGUCGAAGCUAUCUUCAAGAGUAUCGGCACGGGACUCGACAAUCCAUUCAAUCAAGCUAUCCGCCACGUUGUGAUGACUAUAGCUGUUUGUUUCGAGAUCGGCAACGAAAAAGUAGCAAACUCACUGGGACCUCUAUUGAGAAAACUGAAUGACCGUCGCGAGAGUCACAACUUUGACAACGACAAGGAGGUUGAAUACGCUACUGGAUGCGCCAUCAAAUCUUUAGGCCCAGAAUUUGUCCUUCGCAUAAUACCUUUGAGAGAUGGACCAGAAAAUAUAAACUUAGAACGAAGCUGGCUCCUUCCCGUACUCAAAGAAAAGAUAACAAAUUCCAACCUCAAAUUCUUCGCAACAGAAAUUCUAGAAAUGGCAACGUUUUGUCGCAAAAGGUCUAGAGAGUUGACCCAAAUGAAGGAUGUCCCCGGUUCGCACACUUAUGAGUUGCUGUGCAAUCAAUUUUGGGCCUUAUUGCCCUCGUUUUGUAAUAGUCCGAAAGAUAUAAAAGAUAGUUUCAAAUCUAUAGCAAGGGUUUUAGGUAGCGUUUUGAAAGAUAACCCGGAGUUUAGGUUGUCAGUGAUGCAGGCUCUUAGGAAGCUUAUAACUUGUUCUGCCGAUAACGAAGAAGAUAAGCUAGAAUUGGGCAGGUUUGCGAAGAAUUAUUUGCCGAUUUUAUUGAACGUGUACAUGUCGCCCGCUAAGGGAAGUUACGCUGAAGGACACAGGCUGGCUGCUUUGGAAACUAUACAGGUAUACCUUACAAUAAGCGACCAAACACUACGCGAAGAACUGUUCACUAACGCCCUCCAACAGUUAGAAACGUCAAAAGAAAACCACUUCCAAAGGGAAGCGAUUCUAGACAUCAUAAGGACGUUAGUCCUAUAUCAAACUAGCGAGCGAAUAGCCAAACUAUUUGACGAAUGGGUAUAUCCACUGUGCGAAACAGUUUUGGAAGAUCCGAAAAAACAUAAAAAAGCCAAAAAAGAGAAUCAAAUGGACACAGAGAAUGGAGAGGGAGAAAAGAAGAGUGAAUUAAAAUAUAAAGAAAAAUCAAAACUUCUAGAAAUGGAACACAAGAAGGCUUAUAGGAUAUUAGAAGAGAUUUUCAAAAGUGACAAAGAGAGUUGCAAAGAGUUUUUGAAAGAGAAUUAUAAGAAGAUUAAGAAGUUGCUCAUGUCGUCCUUGAAUAAGGUCGCUGAUAGCAGUAAAGCUGCUAGAUUGAGAUGUAUAGAACACUUAAUAAAUACGACUCCGUUCUUGAACGCGGAGAGUAAGUUAUUGAAGAGCGCUAUAGCGGAAUCUGUGAUAUGUACCAAGGACAUCAAUAGCAAAUGUAGGCAGUGUGCCUUCAACCUUAUAAACAGUGUUGGAACCGUUCUGAAGUCGCAGGAAGGAGGCAUGCAAGCAUUCGUGAACAUGUUGACCUCGGGUCUCUCAGCGCCGCUCCCUCGAAUCGUCAGCGCUACACUCCGCGCCAUAGCGUCAGCAUUGUUUAACUUCUCAGAAGACAUGGGGCUGGAGACUGUCCAGGGUCUGCUGGAGACUGUGGUGGAACACAUGACCAAUAACAACAGGGAGAUAGUUGCUGCUUGCAUGAGUUUUUUGAAGGUGUACACAAAAGUACUACCAACAGAUGUCCUGGCGGGCAGUCUACCAGUUAUCUUCAAAUCCCUAUCUACCAUGCCAGAAGACUGCAAGAGGCACUCCCGGCUGGAGAUAGGAUACUUCUUAACAAAAAUGAUGAGGAAAUUCGGAGCUGAUACAGUGGAGAAACUAAUUCCACCGACUGAUGAGGUUAUGUUGAGAAGAUUGAGGAAUAUUCGCAAGAUGGAUAAUAGGAAGAAGAGACAGAAGGAGAAUCAGAAUGACCAGUCAGAUGAUUCAGACACGGAUAUGCCAAUCAAGGGCACAUCAAAAACUUUAGAGGACAUUCUCAAAGAUUCUGACUCCGAGAUGGAGUUCUUGGAUGAAGAGGAUGAUAAGCCGAGGCCCAAGGUCAAGAAGAUGACCAAGGCCAAGGGCAAAAACCAGGCCUGGAUCGAGGAUGACCCAGAUAAUAUUGUGGACUUGGCUGAUGUUUCAGCUUCUAGGAAGAUUACAGCAACGGACCCAUCACGUAAGCAGAAGGCAUCAGAAGUUAAAGCACAAAAGAAGAAGGAUGGUGGCUUCAAGACUGCGCCUGAUGGUAGACUGAUCAUCACUGAUGAUGCGUUCGAAAACGACGAUGAUGAUAAUGACACGCCACGACCGAGCGGGGAUAUUGACACAGACACUGAUGAUACUGACGCUGAAGAAGAAGACUCAAAACCCUCAAAACUACUCAAGCCUGGUGCCAAGCGCCGCUACGAUGAUAUCCUCAGCUUGAAGAGUGGCAAGUCAAGCAGGAGUCGCGCGUCCACCGUCACUGUUGGAUCCAAGUAUAAGGCGGGAGGCAAGGGUAUCCAUAGGCCGCUAGGAUCAGCAGCAUCAGUAGCGUCAGGUGCUGGAUCGGAAUACAGAGCUAAGAAGGCGAAGGGAGACGUGAAGAAACAGGGCAAACACGAUCCCUACGCGUAUCUACCGCUAUCCAGGAAGAAUUUGAAUAAGAGGAAAAAGGCACAGACAUCAAAACAGUUCAAAGGUGUUGUUAAAUCAAAAACGAAAUUGGGGAAGAAUAAGAAGAAAUGAAAGUGAAAUUAUUAUAGUCAAAUAAUUUUAUUUUUAUGGUCGAUUUAGUUCAUGUUGACAGUUCUUUUCAAAUGAUUUUAAUCUGUAUUCUAAAGUAUUUAAGCAUUAGAAUUACAUUGCAAUCUUCAUCCAGGCUUGAUUAUAAAAAUAAAUAUGUAUUUAAGACUUAAGUUUUACUAUUAAAUCGAACUGUGAACUAAAAUCCUAGAAUCUUAUUUUCAUAUUCUACGCGAAGUUUCAUUGCUUAAAAAUACUAUUAAAAAAGUAACAAAUAUUUAUACUCUGUGGUCGAACCUGUUUGGUUUAUGUUCGACAAUCUCACGUUAUGGACUUGUGUAAUGUUGAAACUUUAAAGUAUUUGUUAAUAAAUCAAUAUUAAAAAUAG
Spodoptera litura is the source of this 4607-nucleotide messenger RNA. RefSeq names its product RRP12-like protein. Lineage: Eukaryota; Metazoa; Arthropoda; Insecta; Lepidoptera; Noctuidae. The record is from RefSeq and is a predicted model, not a curated record.